Messenger RNA from Neogale vison (American mink), 7859 nucleotides. It is a transcript of the gene RBMS3, whose product is annotated as RNA binding motif single stranded interacting protein 3. The transcript has 14 exons. Bases 22 to 1233 code for a protein of 403 amino acids. The record is from RefSeq and is a predicted model, not a curated record. Gene Ontology annotation, cellular component: nucleus; ribonucleoprotein complex; cytosol. Gene Ontology annotation, molecular function: mRNA 3'-UTR binding; poly(A) binding; poly(U) RNA binding. NCBI's taxonomy places the organism in Eukaryota, Metazoa, Chordata, Mammalia, Carnivora, Mustelidae.
UAUGCACCAGCUCCCCACCCCAUGGCUCCUCCCAGCCCCAGCACAAACAGCAGCAGCAACAACAGCAGCAGCAACAGCAGCGGGGAACAGUUGAGUAAAACCAACCUGUACAUUCGAGGCCUUCCACCAGGCACCACUGACCAGGACCUAAUCAAGCUGUGCCAACCGUAUGGAAAAAUUGUAUCCACAAAGGCAAUUCUGGACAAAAACACAAAUCAGUGCAAAGGUUAUGGUUUCGUAGAUUUUGACAGUCCUGCAGCUGCACAGAAAGCAGUAGCAUCUCUCAAGGCAAAUGGCGUGCAGGCACAGAUGGCCAAGCAACAAGAGCAAGACCCAACAAACCUAUACAUCUCAAAUCUCCCCAUUUCCAUGGAUGAGCAGGAACUUGAGAAUAUGCUGAAACCCUUCGGACACGUCAUUUCCACAAGAAUACUAAGAGAUGCUAAUGGAGUCAGCAGAGGUGUUGGCUUUGCCAGAAUGGAGUCUACUGAAAAAUGUGAAGUGGUCAUUCAACAUUUUAAUGGAAAAUAUCUGAAAACACCACCAGGCAUCCCAGCGCCUAGUGAGCCUUUACUGUGCAAAUUCGCUGAUGGAGGACAAAAGAAGCGACAGAAUCAAAGCAAAUACACCCAGAAUGGAAGGCCUUGGCCCAGGGAAGGAGAGGCUGGCAUGGCUCUGACCUAUGACCCCACAGCCGCCAUACAGAAUGGAUUUUAUUCUUCACCGUACAGUAUUGCAACCAACCGCAUGAUUCCACAGACAUCUAUCACGCCAUUCAUUGCUGCUUCCCCUGUCUCCACAUACCAGGUCCAGAGUACUUCAUGGAUGCCUCAUCCGCCAUACGUUAUGCAACCAACAGGUGCUGUGAUUACGCCGACAAUGGACCAUCCUAUGUCAAUGCAGCCAGCAAAUAUGAUGGGCCCCCUGACGCAACAGAUGAAUCAUCUUUCAUUGGGCACAACAGGAACGAUUCAGUCCCAAGACAGGAUUAUGAUACUCCACCAGCUGUUGUGUCAGUAUAUGACUGCUGCCGCUCCUAUGCAAGGGACCUACAUUCCCCAGUACACGCCUGUGCCUCCGACAGCUGUUUCUAUUGAAGGUGUUGUUGCUGAUACCUCUCCCCAGACAGUGGCACCUUCAUCCCAGGACACCAGUGGUCAGCAACAACAGAUAGCAGUGGACACAUCCAGCGAACAUGCACCUGCAUAUUCUUACCAACAGUCUAAACCAUAAACAAGACUGAAGAAUGUUCGUCGGAAACAUUGCCUUGAACGAAGAAACUUCAUUGAACAGGAAGUUGGCUUCCAGUUUGCACAGGCGUCAAUGGAAUGCUUUCUUUCUUUUUUUUUUUUUUUUUAAUUUUCUACUUUACCCAGUGAAAACAAAGUGUUUUUAUGUGCCGUGCAAAUGGUUCCUUCAUGUGGUCUGAAAGUUUAUUUUUGCCAUCUUUUUUUUUUUUUAAAGAAAAAAAUCCCAGAAGAGGAAACAAACAAAAACCAACAACAAAACAAAACACAGAAGGCUGACAUUUUAUCUGAACGACCAUUUGAAUUCAGAAUUUACCAGAAGAUGUAGACAGAUUUUUGUUUUUUUAAAACAGAAAAUCAGAUGUCAAGAGGUGGGCAAAGCAGAAAUGGAAACAAAUUGUCUUCCUCGGUAAUUAAGCUACCCUUUCUUUCCCCCUUUUUGUUUAAAUCUAGUGGGUUGAUUUUUUAUUUUAUUUUUUUCUUAGAAAUAUUUAGGUAAGAUUUAUCUUGAAUCUUAAUUGCCUUAAUUUUAAGGACGUCAAAGGCUCUCAAGGCAAGCUGUCAACGUCUUGUUAAAAAAAAAAAAAAAAUUCAAGAAAGAAUUGAAAUAUUGUGCCGGCUUUAACUGGUACAGAAGUUUAAGACUAUGAGUUUUUAGGGUGAAAAAAAAAACUGUACAGUUUAAAAGAAAAUGUUUUUCUUCAUUUGAAGAAAAUUUGUUGAUAAAAGAAACCAUGGCAACUGCAAGAAUUGGGAAAAUGCUGGGACUUUUCAUGAACUUUGUCUUAAGUGUUGAAUCAUUCUAGAAGGCUAAAACAUUUUAUGGUAAAGUUAUUAAUGUUGGUUUAAAAACAACUGCAUUAGAAAUAAUGCGUGUUUGGGGGGCAGAAUGCAGAUUUUUUUUUAUUUACGAAGCGUGAUCGCUAGCAAAAGCAUUAGUGCUUUUUAUCUGCAGUCUUUUUUAUGAGCUUUACAAAGUUUUUAGUCAGCUUUGCUUGUCACAUUGCAAAACCUAGCUUAAGAGCAUUAAAAAAAAAACUUAAGUAGAUAGGAGCUUAUGGUCAAAAAGUGCAAAAAAAACAAAAAAAAAAAAACAAAAAAAGCAAUAGAUAGAGAAAUUGUUGACAAUUUCUGUAGUCUUUCCUAGUUGUGAUCAAAUUCAGCCUAUGGAUGGCCUAUUUUAUACCAAAGAUGAAGUGGCACCCUAUUGCAGUCCAGAAGAUAGAGGUUGUUUUCCAUUUCUUCUCUUUUCUUUUCUUUUUAAGAAUUUUAUUUGACCUACAUGGCCGGACCAGUUCUUACUUUGUUGUUUGUUUAAACUACCUUCCACUGGUGUUUUAUAUACUGCAAAACAGAACACAACAAAAGGUGUUUUGUUUUUGUUUUUGUUCCUGUUUCUGUUUUUGUUUAUUUGUUAACAUGCAUUUGUUGGUUCUAGUAGAAAAGCUUGCACUUGCUGUGUUCAGCAGUUUCUGCCGGAAGAGUUCUGGAUACCAACUGACAAAGCCAAAUGGCUUUUUAUUCAAUCUGUGAGCUUUUCUGGUUCCUUACUAGCUCUCUUGAAUGGUGACACCUGUGUGGAUGGCCACUGAUAUGUGGAGACCCUUGUUUAACAGGUUGAAAUUCCUUUCUGUGAACUUUGAACUAAAGGUCCUUCCCGGAACUGGUCUGAAAGGUCACUUGUCAAAAAACAAAACAAAACAAAACAAAACAAAACAAAAAGCAGCUUAGUGAUACUCUGUUAAGUGAUGAGUGGUCUCCUGAAAAGGUCUCAUUGUAUUUGUAACAAUAGUCUUCCUUUUCAAUUCAACGCCUUUAGGUUUUGUCUUCUCACCUCAGUCUUUGUUCAUCUACCAUGAAUAGUCACCUUGAUUCUGCAAGUGGGGAGGGGCUAUCUUCUUCUUGCCUUCUAUCAUUUCAUUUUCAUACCCUGGUGUUGUCAGAAGAAGGACAAAAAUAGACCUUUUUGUUUCUGUUUAACUCUCUGAGACAAAGGACCAAUCAGAUUGAGGAUUCUGUUAGUGGAGUUAAGGUAAGCUUUUAAAAUGCUAGUUGACAAUCAAGAAAUUGUAUGAUUUAUAUUGAUAAGAACCAAAAGUAUUAGGUUUGCUCAGUCUUUAAAGCCAAAGGAGAUAUAUUUGCAUUGAGAAUGAUGCAAAACUUUGUCUAAAAUGAAUUAGAUUGACUUAACAAACAUCUUUGCAUAUUUGACUCAUGGAAUCCAUGUUCAACCUGUAUAGUUUUACCUGAAAUUAAGACUGAUGAAGUUUGUUAGUUGAACCAUGCACCAGAGUUGCUUUCUGAAGGGGUCAUUAGAAGCAGAGAGGGGAAAGUCUUUGCACAAACGAAGUCCGGGGAAAUUGUCUUAGUCCAGAGGGAAGAGGGAAAUGUGUGAAGUGCACUGUUAAAGAAAACAGGGUAGGCUUUUAAAAACUACAAAAAAACAAAAAACAAAAAACCAACAACCUUAAAAGGCAAAUCACAUUCCCAUUAGGUCAAUAUCAGUAAUGAGUCUGACUGUUCUGAAAUUGUCAGUAUUCAGCUAUUUGUGACCUGUUAACAGAAACGGGCCCAGUUCUUUUAUUUGAAACCCCAUGAAUUGGAAACUCAAAUCCAGAAAGUGGCUCCCUAUCUUUGCGGUCAAAUCAGAGGCAUGAAUGGAUCAAGAAAAUGUAGCAUGUGCUGCUACAGAGAAAUUCCAUGUGGUGACACCCAUCCUUAAUGCUUUUCCAUGCUCUCAAGAGAAUCCUAGAUGUGUGCUUUCUUCUGUUCUGUCCUUCAAGCUUCUCAUAUAUUUCAAGGGUGGCACUUAAGUUUUAUCUUUGCGAAGUAGGCCCCUGAGUUACAGGGGGUAUAAGGAAUAUGUAUAGGAACUGUGCUUUUUGUUUCUCUUUUUCAGUCUCUGAACUCUUUGUAUAAAUAAGGAUUAUCCUGGGCAUAAUUCAUUUGACUAUGAAACCAACAUGCUUUCUUUUGUUUCUGUAAAACACACACACACACACAAACACACACACACACACAAAACCUUAAUGUGAUACAAAGAAAGUCUCAUUUACGCAAUCAACAAUGAGGCUAAGAGGUAGCUACCAUGUGGCUGAUGAAUGUGCCUAGGUAACUUCCUGUUUCUAUUCAAAACUACUGCUUUAUUUAUACAUUCAGAAACAUUUUUUUCAACUAUGAAAUUUCAAUGAUCUCAAUUUUUUUAAGCCACUUCAGGCACAAGGAAAUUACCUGUCAUUUUUUGUGUCCAUGUGUGUUUUGUGUUUGGAUUUUUUUAUAUCAUGCCAUUCUAGAAUAUACCUUAUUUCAAACCAAAAAGAAAAGAAAAAAAAAGGAAAAAUGGCACAUGUUCAAAUUUGCAUCUGUCAUCUUACCUAAUGACUGUUUUUAAGAGUCAAGUCUGGGGGAAUAAAAAAAAGCAUGAACAGGUAAGCAGCAUUACAUUGUAUGAAGACUAAAACAAACCAAAAUACAGUAUAUAUAGACAUCAGAAUCUUGAUUUAAUCGGCAACUGAUAUUAUGGUGAUUCUACUCCUAUUUAGGAAACUUUUUUUUUUUAAAUGUAAGUAUUCUGGUUCAUCAGAUUUCCAAACAUUUAUUCAGAUAUUUCCAUUUUUUCCUUUUGACUUUAAUUGCCAAGGCUUCUAAACGUCAGGAAACAAACCAAAGCCACAAUCCAAGUGGGAUAAAUGUUAUCUUGUUCAAACUCUAGUUACAUGGUCAGUGGAGGAGUGGGUUUUCUUGUAACAACAAUAAGGUUUUGUCAGGGAGACAAGUUAUGCAUAGUUGACUCAAUGCUUGGCCAUGUGUUCUGAAGUUAUCUUGGACCCUAGUUAAACUAAAGACAAUGCUAGCAGGUGCCGGUGACUGUUUGUCCUUAAAGACAGGCACGCCUUGAUAGUUGCAGGUGACAUAAUAUUCUUAAAAAUAACAAAAACAAAAAAUCCUGUACCUGACUUCAGUUUGGCUGUUUCCUUGGUAAAUUUCAACCAUUCAGAUGUUGUCUCAAUGCUUCACUUGAAUCAAUUCUUCCUGUGACUUUAACAGACCUGCCACAUUUGACAGCAUGUAAGACUCACUUCCACCCAUUCUAGUGAAAAACUACAUGGUAUUAAAAGCGCUCAUAUUAGAGAUGGAAGGCUGAGAGCAGAAAAAAGGCUGGAUGGAGCAGCAAGGUCACUGUCCCUGCAGAAUACAUCAACCCCUUGCAAAACUGUGCGAAAAUCAUUUCAAUUCAUGUGUGACAAAAAAAAAAGAGUAGCUUUUUUUUUUUUUUUUUCCUAAAAAAAAAUUAUUUGAAUAUUUGGGAAUUCUAUGUAUCUUUUACGGGGACCUAAAGUCCCCAUUAAUGAAGAGUGAGAUUUGAUUUGAAUAGCACUUUUGUGGUCUUCUUCAUGAUUCCGAAGUUUCAAUGGACUGUCUAGACAGAUUAUAAUGUUAGUAGGAAACUAAAAAUACCUUUGACAAUUCAGUCUCAUUCUUAAUUUGCGUGUGCGAACCACUGCAGAUGAGCUGAUAAGCAGAGAGAAAUUUUUAAGUGGGUUUCAGUGAUACAUGCUUUUAGAUGAUAUAAAAUCAAACGAAGGGGAAUAUUUAUGUAUGUGUAUAAACAACAUUCAGAACAUUUGAGGAAUCACACCUCCUAAUAAAGUUUAAACAUGUCAUAGAGCCUUGAUCUACAUUAUCUUGUGCACAGUAGGAAGUGAAGGAUGAGAUUUUGUUUUUUUGUGUUAUUGUGCCUGGCAUCCUUCAAAUUUUUGAGCUCACCGAGACUGACAGCGUCUCCCUCCAAUCUGAGGGACUGACGGAAUUUAAACAGGCUCAUUGAUUCUGUACACUAUCCCUUUCCUGUGACAGAGUGAUAAUGGGAUUUCAUUAAUGAAUCAAUUUGUUACAAAUGACAUCCACCGUGGCACUGGGAGACAGUUGAGUCUAACUCUAAUUCAACACUUCCUACCCAAUAUUCUUAAAUAUGAAAUCGGUCCCUUCAUCUAAGUGCUCUCGGUCUUGGCUGUCCUUUGUGGACUGUACUGAGUUCAAGAAAGUACAAAGCUAAAUACAAGAUCUCUGAGUGACCCCAAAGAUCUCUUCCCAUGUGGGACAGGUGAGCUCACCCCAGAUUGGUGGUUUCUUUUCUCUUUCGUUCUAUACCCCAAUACAUAUGCUCCUUGUGACACGAAAAAAUGUUGGAUAACUUCUGCUCCCCUGGAAAGGAAAAUAAUAUUUUAAGAAAUGCUUCUUCUGUUCAGGAAGCUUUAAAGCUGGAGCAGAGGUGAGAUCAAGCUUGGAGUCUGCAGGAAUAACCUCUAGGCCACGGAAUCACACUUACCUUCCAUUUUAUUCACUCCAAGUUCGUAACUUCCCCAGUGACUGAGUCUUGCAGAAAUACAAUCACUCUCAAUUUUUGAAGGGCUAACUAUCUACUUGGUAGAUUUGGUUUUUUUUUUCUUUUUUCAACUUAAUAGUCUUGGGCUCUAUUUCCUUUAAUUAGCAGUUCACCCUGGGGGUGGAAGAGAAACAUUUGGAAAUCAAAUUCAAAUCAGUCUUUUUCUUUGUUAAGUCUUAAUUUAGCGAAGGAUUUUAAAUUCGUUGUUAAAACAGUCAGUGCUUUUUAUACCACAGAUUUUUAUUAUCCAUAAUAUUCCUUUCCCAUCUACUGCAAAUAAUUGAGAGUUGGCUGUAUUCUUGCAAAUACAAAGGGAAAAAAAGAACAAAAGACAAAAAACUGUAACGAAGUAUUUGGCUUCCCUCAAAAGAAAGCUGUUUUGGUUUCGUUCACUAUUGAAAUUUUAACCAGAAGAAAAGGUCAACUCAAAAUUGAGUUAUGAGAAUAUAAUAACAUCUUGUGGUUAAAUAUACACUCUUAUCCCUAUCUUAAAUCUUUGGCAAAAAAAAAAGCAUCGUUUUAUUAUUAUUAUUAUUAUUUUUAUUUGGCAUCACAGUAAUAAGGGUGAAUGACCUUGACACUCCAGUGGAUUUUUUCUGAUCAUUUCAAAUUUAAGUAGUGUCUAAAGUGUAACUUUAGUGUUAUGCUUUGUAUUUUAAACCCUCUGGUCUUAGAUUCUUAAGAAAGAUGCUCUGUCCUCCUCCCCAAAAUAUGUCAUUUCCUCAUAUAUGAAAAAAAUGAGUUAUGUCAUACUUUUCAGGAAUUAUAAAAACUAUUUCAAAGAGACACUUGAAAAAGUUUUCUCCAUUCUGGAAAUAAAUGUUUCCAUUUAUUUAAAAAGAAGAUGCUUAUAAUUGGAAUCUUAAAUUUCAAAAAAUAAAUGUAAAAGUGUACUUGCUAUGAAAUACCCAGUUUCUUUAAAAAAAAAAAAGGGACACAGCUUCUUUUAAAACCCUUGUUUUGGGCCAUAUUGACUUCAUGAAACUUGUGAAACAUCAUUCAAAUUCAAACUUUAUUUACGAGCAUUUUGUACUGCUGUCCCUGUCAUGGAAAGUUCUGUAACUCUAUGGUGUUUCCGGUUUUAUUUUUAAUUUUUUCAUCUGUACCACAGUCAAGUUAGCUACCAUUUCCCCCAUUCCUUGGGCUUUCUGUAGAUCAGUGGAUGUUAGGUUUAAACUUCUGUUUUCUUUGAUGAAGCUUUCAAUAAAAAAUGAAAAUAAAAUCAA